Molecule: messenger RNA, 3007 nt
Organism: Daktulosphaira vitifoliae (grape phylloxera)
Lineage: Eukaryota; Metazoa; Arthropoda; Insecta; Hemiptera; Phylloxeridae
Product: probable palmitoyltransferase ZDHHC24
Exons: 2
Coding region: 318-1127 (269 amino acids)
Molecular function (GO): palmitoyltransferase activity
Source: RefSeq, a predicted model, not a curated record
AUAUGAAUUUUAGUAUUCUACAGCAGAGAAUAGGUUUAACUUUUUUCUAAUUAUCUACGAUUCAGUAUCAAAGUUAAUUAUUUUAUUUUUUUAGUUUAUUAAGAAGUUCCAUUGUGUUAGUUCAAAUCUAAGAAAAAUUGCAUAUUACUCUCUGGUUCAAUUAUUGCUUCUUUCAACCAUAAAAAAAAAUAAUUGAAUAAUGGCUCUUUUAAUUUCUAAAAUAAUAUUUUUCUGAAUAAAAUAAUGUUAUUAAAUGCUUUAAUGAUUUUAAUGCUAAAAAAUGAUUAAUUUAAAUUAUUUCGAACAUUAUUUGAGAAAUGUUACUAAAAAAAAAAACUAUGGAAGUAUUUUUAUUUUUGUUUUUCACCACGUCUAUAAUUAUUUAUUAUUGUCUUAAUGUGUUCUGCAUAUUCCCAGAUUUGUACAAAUCAUAUGUAUCGUUUGAUUGUAUUAUACACGUUUUGAUUACAACUUAUGGUUUGUUUAAUAUUUUGACAAAUUUCAUUGUUAUGACUUUUGUUGAUUCAUCAGUAAUUGAACAUAGAACAAGAAAAUUAGAAAAAAUCAAAACAGAUUCAAUUUACUGUAAUAUAUGUCAAUGUACUAUGCCACCAAGAAGUUGGCAUUGUGAUGAAUGUAAUGUUUGCAUUCUUACAAGAGAUCAUCACUGUUCAUUUAGUACAACAUGUAUUGGUCAUUACAAUCGUCGAUAUUUUGUUUGGUUUUUGGCUUACUUAACUGUUGGAAGUAUUUAUGAGAUAGUUUUGAUUGGAUAUUACAUUUAUAAAAAUAUUCCUAUUCAAAUCUUUGAUUUAAUCUUUUUAGCCCCUGGAAAUGUAAUAUUUUUUAAAAUAACCAAAAGUCAAGUAUUUGUUAGUCUUUUUAUGUUAAACCUCAUAUCUGUUGUUAUCUCAUCUUUAUUACUAAAGUAUCAUAUUGAAAAAUUAUUGUAUGGUCUUUUAAGUUAUGAAAAAAAAAAAAAUUAUGAUUACGGUUUAAUUGUUAAUUUAAAAAUAGUUUUUGGUGAACGUUGGUUUAUUACUUGGAUAUCUCCAUUUAUAGAUUCUAGUUUACCUAACGAUGGAUUUACUUGGAAAAUAUUAGGUUGUCAUGAUAAAGUACAUUAAUUUUAAGUUAAAUAUUGAAUUUUUUAGAAUAGAACUAAAAUUUUCUAUGCAUUAUUAAUUAUGAACGUAUGUAAACAUUUGUAUUAUUUGUGAUUUUAUUAUACAAUAUGAGACUAUUUUGUUUAUUUGCUAAGAAGGUAAAGACUAAUAAAUAAUAGCAGUGUUAAUUUUUUUUUGCUAUUUAUCUAUUAAAGCAGGGAUUUUGACUGAACCAAGACUCUGUUCCAGGAAUAAACUAAAUUAUGUUAAUAUAAUUUAUUUUUAUUUGUAUGAUUUGUACUAUAAAUAAAAUUAUUUUUCAAAAUUGUCAAAAAAAAAAAUUAUUCAAGAACUUAUAAUUAAGAAUCAAGUUUAACAAAUUAAGUUUUAUAACAAACCCAAUCAAAAACGGCUCUGUUUAGUUUCACAGAGUUUGCUAAGUAACCAAUAUCUAUCAAAGAAUUAAGUGUUCUGAUCACAAAUCAUGAUAAGCAUCUUAUAAAAUGUGCGCUGAAACUUUUUAUUCAUAAAACAAUUUUAAAAAUAUGUAAAAUAAUCAAACUACUUAAAGAUCAUCCUACUUUUCAAUACUUGGAUAAUAAAUAAAUCUCUAUUUUCAGUUCUGAAACAAUAGUUUCAUUCAUUUCAAGUCUUCUAUGUUUUAAAGGGUACAUAUUGUUGAUUUUAUGGUUUGAUUAGAUGUCUUGUUAUAUAAAUAAUAAAAUCCAUUCUUUGAAAAAAUACUUUCGUUUUGCUAAUAUUAUGGUUAGUAUUUUUGUUUUAUUAUUAAAGGGAUAUAAAUAUAUAACUUGUUUUUGCUUUUUUGAAAAAAGAACAAAAAUUAACUCCUACUGAUUUUACCAUGUACCCUUUCUAUGGAGCUGGCAUGGAGCAAAAGUAUGUUAGUGCCUAAAAUCAUGUUAAGUAAUUGCAUUUUGUUUUUAUAUUCUAUAUGAAAUCAUGUUGACUAGUACAUUUUGCGUAAUCAAACUAUCCUAAUAAAAUUGUUUAAAAAUACGUUAUACGAUGUAUUCGUUUACUACUUUUGUUUAUUUUGUUUCUAUGACAUCAGGUUUACUUUUCUUAGUUUAUACCAUUAUGAUCUAUCAUGAUAUUUGGUCUACUCUAAAAUAUAUAUUUAUACGAUUUUUGUGGUAUAAUAAAUUAUCUAAUUUUUGUCUUUACAUUGUGAAACAAUAUAACAUGUAGUUGAUGCAUAGUCAAUAAAUUAAUCAGAAUCAAAUGUCAAAAAUGAAGUAAAAAUAGUAAGGAUGAUAUUUUUUCACGUUAUUAAAUAUUAUAGAAAAUAAUCAUGAAAUAAUAGUUAAUUUUAAUAAGUUGACUUUUUGUAAAUUGGACAUUUUCUAGUUAAAAGUAGAUGAUAAGGCCUCUAACCAAAAGUAUGUACAUUAUUAGAUAUUCAGUGUGCUUUAAUUUUGAUGGUUAUUUGUUAGUUUUUCUUUACAAAUUAAAUAUCGUAAUGUUUUGUGUAAAAUAUAAUACAUGAAUAUUAUUUUUUUUAAACUGUUAAAAUUUUAAUAUUUUAAUCUACGCAGAAGUUGUUUGUUUUUAUAUUUUAUAUUGAAUAUAAAUAAAUAAUGUGAUGGCUUUAGUUUUUUUUGUAUUAAUAUAAUUGUAUAUAAUAAUCAUAAAGAAUUGGCAUAAUAUGGUAGUUUUAAAAAGAUCUAAUUAUCUAUCAUUAGGUUCAACAAUAUAUUCAAAAAUGAUUCACUAGUUUGGACCGAUGUUUUCCUCGCAAAUAUAUUAACUCUUUAGUACGUAUUUAAUUAAAAAAUUUUUCAUUAUAUAUAAGAAAGAAAAACCGCAUACUAUGAUUAGCUUUUUAUUUGGUAUUUUUAUAAUUCUACAAUUAAUUAAACAAUAAAAAGGUAUUUAGUUUA